This is a messenger RNA of Pseudogymnoascus verrucosus, 1743 nucleotides long. RefSeq lists its product as uncharacterized. The record is from RefSeq and is a predicted model, not a curated record. Lineage: Eukaryota; Fungi; Ascomycota; Leotiomycetes; Thelebolales; Thelebolaceae. Bases 1 to 1743 code for a protein of 580 amino acids. The transcript is spliced from 3 exons.
AUGGAGGAUGAUUCGGAUAUAGUUCCCGGUGGAGGCAGCAGUAGACCUGCAUCCUCCCCUAUCGUACUUGCUGGAAUGUGUAUUAGUGGUCUUUGCCGGCCAGGUCGUCUUCGCGGUCGUCUGGCCAUUGCACUUCUUAUAAGUAUGUUGCUGGCUACUGCAUACAUGGUGAGAGGUAAUACGGACCACAUUAAAAACUAUGUUUCGUCGUCCCUUUCCUCGGGCAACUCAAAAUCGAAACCAGAGGAAUCAAAAUGGGGAAUCGGCGGUAACAACAGCUCCUCGAACGGCUCUAUCGACGGAAACAAAUUUGUUCUCAUAAUCCCAGUGCGACGCCCCAGCGUCGCCCUCUGCAAGACUCUAGUAUCUGCAGCCAUAUUGAACUACCCUCCGCCUACUCUCAUUGGCUAUGGCAAUGAUAAUGGAAACGAAGCAGAUGGCGGGGCCACUACGAACACACUGAAUUUCUUAUUGAGCAGACAAAUACAGGACGGCGACCUGGCGUUGGUUGUGGAUGAGAGGACAUGGUUUCAAUUGCCUGGACAAGUCAUGGUUGAUCGCUUCGACUCGCAUCUGCAAAGGUCGAAUGCUCAGCUGCUUGCAAAGUAUGGUGCAGGGAAGUUCAAGGAGAGAAUUUUAUUUGGGGCUGAGAAAUCAUGCAUUGAUCAUAAGUCGGAAGACACAGCAUGCUAUGCCUCGCCGUUAUCGCCAAUACCGAAAGACGUAUACGGACCCAGCACGGACGUACCACCCGCUUCAAACUACCGGCCACGAUAUUUAUAUUCGCCAAACAUGAUGGGGCGAGCUGGAGAUUUGAGAGAUAUGUUGCAGUACGCGCAACUGAAACUAGACACCAGAACCUCGAAAGAAAGCACGCAAUACCUCUAUUCCGAGAUAUUUGGAGACCAAGAAUUAAAACGAGAAAAGGUCCGAAGGGAUUCCCUCGGCCCUAUAUCCGCUUUCAAAGAGUGGCUCAUACGCAACAAUCCCAAAAAUGACCCUCAAACGCUUCUCGGUAUCGAGAAGCUCGACCUGACGAACACCGGGUCUGCGAACAAUAAUAACCCCGACUUCGGCAUUGGCCUAGACUAUUCGAGCUCGAUAUUCCAGGUUCUCGAUAAUAGUGUCGAUGACAUACAAUUUGUCACAUUCAACCACCCCACCAUAGUCAACUCCCCGUCGCGAAUCUCCGCCUCCAAGUUCAGCCAGCCAAUCUACCUACCACAAGACUUGAACUCGACUGCCCCGCCCUUCAAACUCCACAGCACACCAGUUCAAGGCCCAGUAUCCGAUCUCCCACUUCUAGAGGUCGACAAGCUGCCCGUCAAUAAACCAUGGGCGGAUGUGGCGCUGGCGACGAAUAUCAUUGUCCCCGGAACGGAAAUCCCAAGUAGUAUGAGCCUCUUCGGGGCAGGAACCCCGGGGCUGGAGGAUAAGUGGUGGAAGAAGAUGUGGUACCAGCCCAAGGCGAGAGCGUUGAUGAGACGGUAUAUGCGGAGCUAUACUGGGCAUAUUGCUGCGGAGGCGGCGGCGAGGGGAGGUGAGUAUUGGUGGGAUUUCAGGGGAGGGAAGGGAGGGAUAUGGACUGAUAAAGGCGAGUUCCUGGAGUGGCAGGAGGUUUGUGGGCAAUAUGAUGAGGCUGUUUUUGGGGAUAAGAUGGGGAAACUGGGGGAGGAAGAUAAGGUGGCCCAGCCGGUAUACAAUAAGUUUGGGAAGAUUAUUGCGGAUAAAUCUCCGCAGUAG